This is a messenger RNA of Anolis carolinensis (green anole), 4319 nucleotides long. RefSeq names its product mitoguardin 1 (gene miga1). The record is from RefSeq and is a predicted model, not a curated record. Bases 350 to 2158 code for a protein of 602 amino acids. Gene Ontology annotation, biological process: mitochondrial fusion. NCBI's taxonomy places the organism in Eukaryota, Metazoa, Chordata, Lepidosauria, Squamata, Anolidae. The transcript has 16 exons.
AACAUGGCUCGGACUGCCGCCAGGCCCAAUGAACUGAAAUCUCCUCCUCCGCCACAAACCAGUAAGGGAAGCCUUUUGCUGAGGAGUGAGUGGCGCAUUGGCUGCUGCCCUUCAGAGAGACUGGUGUGGACCUGUGGCCGGCCCUGGAAAGAUGCAGUGCUCUGCUUUUCCUCUCUCUGUGGUUGUUCCCUCCCAGACUUCAUUUUAGCCACUGCAAGAGCGCCUGCUUGCUGCAAAGGAGGGACUGAGGAGCUCUUCACAUCUGACACACCUGACAGGUUCUCUUCAUCAUCACAUGCCAGUAUUUUGACUUAGUUUCUCUCGAUGAUGCUUUGGGAAAGAAGGAGCCAUGUCAAAAGAUGCUGUUGGUGAGACACCUUUUUCUCUGAGGACCACAGCUUUAAGAGUUUUUGAUCUUCCCCUUUCCUGGUACUAUUCACUAACUCAGAUUAAGAUCUCACCAGGUCUUAAAAAAUUAUUUGUGGUAACCGCAGUGAGUGCUGUAUCUGUGCUGUUCCUUGCCCAUCAUUUCAAAAGAAAACGUGGGAAGAAAUCCAGGAAAGUAUCUCCAUGGGAACCAAGUCAUUUGGUGUUAGACCACAUGAAAACAUCUUCAUCAGAUAAAGGAUCCAGUUGUUCCAGCAGUAGGCAAAAUCUAUCAUUGUCUUUGAGUUCAGCUAAAGAAAAGGGAUUUCAAUCCUAUUUAAAUGCAAAUGGAAGUCUCUUCAGUAAAUAUUCUGGCUCAGUGCAGAGCCUGGCCUCGGUUCAAAGUGCCACAUCCUGUCCUAGCUGUGUAUGUGUCAAUUCCAAUUCCUGGGACAAAGCCGAUGAAGAUGAUGUUAAACUAGUUAAUAUCCCAGUAACUACUCCAGAAAACUUAUACUUGAUGGGAAUGGAACUUUUUGAAGAAGCACUGCGGCGAUGGGAGCAGGCACUGACUUUUCGUAACAGACAGGUUGAAGAUGAAGCCAAUUGUAGUGCAAUCAAGCUUGGGGCAGGGGAUGCAAUUGCAGAAGAAAGUGUUGAUGAUAUCAUUAGUGCUGAAUUCAUUCACAAGCUUGAAUCAUUGCUCCAAAGAGCAUAUCGACUCCAGGAAGAGUUUGAAGCUUCCCUUGGGGCAUCUGACCCAGCUUCCUUUCACAAUGAUAUUGAUAGAGACACAAAUAGUACUGUGAAAGAUAAUACAGAUGAAUUCAGUCUGCGUGAUACAUUGAGCAUUGGAUCAACAGAUUCAUUUGUUUCAGCGGCAGAGCUUACAGAACACAAAGAGAACCGUAACUCUUAUAAUCUGGAUUCCUUUUGCCAUUGCCCAUUAUAUGAAGAAGCUAUGCACUUGGCAGAAGAGGGCAAGAUUUAUUCACGAAUUUUACGGACUGAAAUAUUGGAGUGUUUGGGAGACAGCGAUUUUCUUGCUAAGCUUCACUGUAUCCGACAAGCUUUCCAGAUUAUCCUUUCAGACACUGCAAAUCGAGUAUUUCUUGCAGAAAGUGGUAGAAAAAUUCUGUGUGCUUUAAUUGCGAGAGCAAGAAAGAACCCCAAUAAAUUUGAAGAAGUGUUUGAUGAAAUGAUCACUUUUUUAGAGCAAACAGAUCACUGGGCUAAUACUGAAAUUGAGCUUGCUGCUUGUGGAGUGAAACAUCUCAAUUUCUAUGAUGUUGUUCUGGACUUCAUAUUAAUGGAUUCCUUUGAAGAUUUAGAGAAUCCACCUAUGUCUAUACAGAAUGUGGUUAAUAACCAUUGGUUGAAUUCUUCAUUCAAAGAAACUGCUGUGGCUUCCAGUUGCUGGUCAGUCUUGAAACAAAAAAAGCAAAAAAUGAAGGUUUCUGAUGGCUUCUUUGCCCAUUUCUACGCUAUUUGUGAACACAUUAGCCCUGUUCUGGCCUGGGGCUUCCUGGGUCCUCGAAAUUCUCUCUACGAGUUAUGCAGCUUCUUCAAGGAUCAAGUUCUUUAUUUCCUGAAGGACAUUUUUGACUUUGAAAAGGUGCGGUUUUCCACAAUAGAAAAUUUAACCGAAGACCUUAUGCAGUUGUUGAUUCGGCACACUGAACUCCUUCUGGCUUACCUUGGGACCGACUCCAUGAGACACGUCAGCGGCUGUGUCAGCACAUGCGGUGGACCCACGACAGCCAGUGGCCUUUUGGAAGCCAAAGUACAAUGAGUUUCCUUUUUUAUUCUUAACAUGAGCACAAUCAUUUGCCUUUUUCUCCCUUAAGGAAACUUGUCAUUGCUUCUAUUUCUUUCUAAGCAAGUACUUGAACAUCUACAAUGUUGUUAAAUAUGGUCUCAGGGAGGUUUAAAAAAUUCGGAAAUUGUUGCUUAAAUACUGUAUGUGUCUCAAAAGGACAAGCUCAUUGUCUCUGGAUCUAUGUCCCAACCUUUUUUAAAUAGUUAACUUUAUUUGUGAAAAUGCUGUAAUUUGGCUUGGAUAAAUUAUUUGUAACUGAAAGUGAUACAAGAUAUGUGGUAUAGUAACUAUAUUUGUCUCUGAGGUUUAUAUAGUAGCAAUUCCUCAGUAGAAAGUUUAAAAAGCUCAGUUGGCCAUAUGUUUGCCAAGUUAUGCACCUUUUUUGUCUCUAGAGACAUGUGCACUUUAAUAACGUGCAGUGACAAACGAUUUAACUUCAUCUUGAUGUUUUGCUUGUGUAAGCUAUCAUUUACAAUGCUGCAGAAUGAGUAAAUGCAUCUAGCAUUUAGGGGAAAAAUAUUUCUGUGAGUUAUUACUAAACUUAAGUGCUAAUUUACAUCUGGGCAAAUUCCUCUUUCCUGUUCUUUUGAAAUCAUAAUCUGGUGAGGCCUUAAACAAUCAUUUUAGAAUAAUUUACAAAUUGGUUUAAUUUCCUUCCAACUUUAAAGAGCUUUUAAAACUUUAUACUACUUACAAAUAAGCUAGAGCCUUGUCUUGUUUGAAUGUAGCAUUGAAAGUCUAUUUUUAAGAAGAAAAUGUAUGUCAAAAAUAAUCAUGCAACAAACAUAAAUAUGUGUUCUGUUACCAUUUUGAAUUUUUGUGUUCUUUUUUAAAAACCCAGGGUUUGAUUGAGACAAGAACAAUACAAACUACUGGAAAUAUGUUUUUCUAUAUGUAUGUUGUACAAGGAAGUUGGUCCUUGGAAAUAUUUGUGAGGCUGGAUCUACGUUGCCAUAUAGUCCAGUUUCAGGAUUCAGAUUAGCUACAUCUAUACUGCCGUGGCAGUGUGUUAAAGCGCUGAGCUGCUGAACUUGCUGACCAAAAGGUCCCAGGUUCAAAUCCCAGGAGCAGAAUGAGCGCCCGCUAUUAGCCCCAGCUCCUGACAACCUAGUAGUUCGAAAAGAUGCAAAUGUGAGUAGAUCAAUAGGUACCGCUCCGGCGGGAAAGUAACGGCGCUCCAUGCAGUCAUGCCAGCCACAUGACCUGGAGAUGUCUAUGGACAACGCUGGCUCUUCAGCUUAGAAAUGGAGAUGAGCACCAACCCCCAGAGUCCGGUCACGACUGGACUUAACGUCAGGGGAAACCUUUACCUUUUUUAUACUGCCGUAUAAUCCAGUUCAAUGCAGUUAAUCUGCAUUCUGAAAAUUCAUUAUAUGGCAGUCUAAAUCCAGCCUGAAAGUAUCAAAUGGGAAUUGUACAAAUAUUCAGAGAAAUUGUUUUGAAUAACCCAGGGAUAUAUGCUUACAACACAGGUUUAUUCUACAACACAACAUGAUCAGUUCAAACAGUUUGAUUGCAGGCUCUAAUGAAAUGACUGUCGUUGCUAUCAGGUGCUGUCUGCACAUUUUUCCAUAAAAGUGCCUGUAUAACUGUCUGUUUUCCAAGUGUCCUUUUUGCGGGGUGUUGAAAAAGAUAGGAUUACCCAACAUUCAUUGCACAGCAAAUUAUUAGAUCCCAUUGGGUAAGCCCUGUGAUCCUGAUGCUCCCACUAUUAAAUCAAUGCAACUGGACUUUUAAAAAUGCAAAAUGUACAGUAUAGUGUAGUAGUGGCUUGAGUAUUGGACUACAACUCUGGGAGGCCAGGGUUCAAAUCCCCACCCAGCCACAUAAAUUGAUCUCUUAGCCAGAAUAAGGUAAUGACAAAUCCUCUCUGGACAAAUUUUGCCAAGAAAACCAUGUGUUAAUUUCACCUUAGUCUUGCUAUAAAUUAGAAGUGACAUGUGGGAAACAUAACAACAGUGCUUGCAUGGGCACCUCCUCUCUCUUGCUACAGUAUGUUUUCAAUUUUCAGAUGUUUGUACAGCGCUUUUUUCUUCAAAACAUUGUCAACAUCCAUAAAUUAUUCUUUAAAACGUGCUUAUGAGAAACUAAUUGUCCAUGUUAUGAGAAAUAAAAAUACAGUGUUCCCUUGCUA